Messenger RNA from Echinostoma caproni, 216 nucleotides. NCBI's taxonomy places the organism in Eukaryota, Metazoa, Platyhelminthes, Trematoda, Plagiorchiida, Echinostomatidae. The record is from the annotation of a GenBank genome assembly.
AUGCAACGGCGUCCACUCACUCGUAUUGAUUAUGGAUUACAAGAUUUAAUUGAAUUUAAACGGUACAUCGAUUCCAGAAAGGUCGGUGAGACUGCGAAGAUUGAUGAAACCAAGCCCACUCCCGAGGCCCCACCACAAUCGACCGAGCAAGAGAAGCGUAAGCAAGCUGUGCGCCAACGGAUCGGUAUGUUUUUUCCAUUGGUUAAUAUUCAUUGA